AUGGCAGACUUUGGGUUCUGGAACUCUUCAUACAAAGGGACAUCACAAGUCGAGUCAGAGACCACUUUCCUAGUCAUCAUUUCCAUAAUUUUGGCCAUACUGGCGAUCUUUAUUAACGGAUGUCUUAUACUAGUGAUAUGGAAAUCCAAAUUACUCCAGACCUGUACAAAUAUGUUUAUUCUCUCCUUGCUAGUUUCUGAAUUGUUGGUUGGAGGCAUCGGGACAUUUGUUGCAGGUCUGUUUAGACUCCAUCAAGAACUAGGGAAGGAUAUCAUCACAUGUGAAGCCAUCGGCUUUUUCCAGACCUUAGGACGUUCUGCGUCUACGUUUAGCUUGAUGCUAGUAUGUAUUGACAGAGUCGUAGCCGUAAAGAAGCCACUGCGUUACAUGUAUCUAAUGUCUCCACGAUCAACAACAGUGUUAAUUGUAUAUGCAUGGAUCCAUGGACUAAUCUUGGCUCUCUUUCCCUGUUUUGGAUUCGCCAGUUGUCUGCUAAAUCCAAUAUUUAUUGCUCUGUCCAAUAAACGAUUUAAGACUCGGUGUAAACAGGUCGUCAUGUGCCGUAAAAAUAGAUUACAUAAUGAUAGUGAUGCCUUUAACGUUUCGACCGGGCUUCAUAGUGCAAUAGAAGCUACAAUGGUGGCCGGGUUUCUCCCACAAAAGGGUGAUCGGAUGUUAAUCAAGCAUAUAAGCGAGAGACGAUCGCGACUGGAAAAUGCUGCCUUACUGUUGAGAUUAUCCACCGUGUCGAAUCCAGUGACCCUGAGAACUAUUAGAAACUCCUUUGAUCAGGCGGCUGGUCAAAGUGUGGCAUGA
This is a messenger RNA of Lottia gigantea (owl limpet), 816 nucleotides long. RefSeq lists its product as hypothetical. The record is from RefSeq and is a predicted model, not a curated record. Gene Ontology annotation, molecular function: G protein-coupled receptor activity. Gene Ontology annotation, biological process: G protein-coupled receptor signaling pathway. Gene Ontology annotation, cellular component: membrane. Lineage: Eukaryota; Metazoa; Mollusca; Gastropoda; Lottiidae. The transcript has 2 exons. Bases 1 to 816 code for a protein of 271 amino acids.